Molecule: messenger RNA, 7363 nt
Organism: Venturia canescens
Lineage: Eukaryota; Metazoa; Arthropoda; Insecta; Hymenoptera; Ichneumonidae
Gene: fab1
Product: fab1 kinase
Exons: 15
Coding region: 162-6371 (2069 amino acids)
Biological process (GO): melanosome organization; regulation of reactive oxygen species biosynthetic process; neutrophil chemotaxis
Cellular component (GO): cytoplasmic vesicle; vesicle membrane
Molecular function (GO): metal ion binding; 1-phosphatidylinositol-3-phosphate 5-kinase activity; 1-phosphatidylinositol-5-kinase activity
Source: RefSeq, a predicted model, not a curated record
CGACAAUUUGGCAGUCGCGUUUAGGAAUUGACGUACGAGUGACAUUCGCGAAUGAUUUUUUUUGACAAUGACAAUAAUGAGAUCGAAUUUUUCAAAAUAGUGUACAUAAAAAUCAUAUUAUGGUGACAGAUUAGUUUAUAAAAAAGGGGGUUGGAUUAAACAUGAACAAGAAUAUGAAUUCUCCUACGAAACUGACAGAGUUUGCUCCCCUCAGCCCUGUCGAAAGUAGCCAGCCCGUAGUCGCCUCCUUGUUCUCAAAAUUAUUCGGAUUCGGAAGAAGUAGUUCCAUCGAAAGUGCUUCGACACUCCCGCCGUCUAAGACUCAUUCAAACAAUGAGGAAGGAAGUCCUAUGGGAGAUUCCGAAUCCUGGAACGAAACCGAUGAGAAGGAUAAAGAUGACGAAUCGACGACCGAAGAAGAAAGUCCAGGCUCCGUCAAUUACUCCUUGGAUGCUUCUGAGGGAAGAAGUUUGCCAAAUGUUCUGAAACGCAUCAGCAAUAUUGUAGCUCUGAGAAGCGGGAAUCUCAAAUCUUACAAAGAUUCCCAACUACGAAGUUACUGGAUGCCGGACAGCGUCGCAAAACAGUGUUACGAGUGCGGGGAACGUUUCACCACUUUUCGCAGACGUCACCACUGUCGAGUUUGCGGACAAAUUUUCUGUUGGAAAUGCUGUUCGGAUGAAAUUCCUGGGAAAACUAUGGGCUGCAUUGGCGAUUUACGUGCUUGCACGUAUUGUCGUAAAGUCGCAUUUUCCUAUUUACAAUCUUCGGACAUGAACAAUGUUCUUUCCGCUGAUCUUCAAGUGCUGCCAGAAGAUUUACGAACAAAAUAUGCAACUGAUUCUCAGCCCCAAAGGCAGCGGAGAACCAGCGACGAUCCUCUCGAUGACGAAACCCGAGCCUAUCGGAAAGCCAGCGUUGGUUACAUGGAGGAGAAAUAUGCUCUGGGAAGAUCUUCUAGCAGUUAUCUCGGGACUCAAGGUCGCUCCCUCAUUCUUAAAAAUUCAGCACCUUUGAGAAUGAUUUACGAAGAAUUAUUUCGUUCGAGUCGAGCGAUUCAGCUCCAAACUCAUCGAGUCAGAUUGAAAAGUUAUUACAAUUGUUUCAUCGGCAACGAGCUGGUCAAUUGGUUGGUUGCGCACAACAAAACUGCCACUCGAGCUCAGGCAAUCGCUAUCGCUCAGGCUCUUCUGGAAGCAGGUUUCAUCGAAUCGGUCCAGUCCGAAGAAUCCUUCGGUGAUGGUGCCGGACUCUUCAAACCUGCUAACUUGUCGCUCAUGCAAAGUCUUGAGUUGUCCGACGAAAAUCGAUCGCAUUGCGAUUCUCAGGAACCGGCUUGGGUUACCAAUAUACCGCAGCAUGAUUCGACCACUGAUUCGGAGAGCGACACGAAGCAGCCGAUUUUUCCCGGAGCAGUGGGUCGCUUGCCAUCGUCGAGUUCGAGUUUUUACCUGGAUUUGAAUGUGGAGGCAUCAACAGCGACGUUGAAACGUCCAACCAGUGAAGAUUUAGCGAGCAUAAUGACUGAAAGCAGCACAACGGACGGCACGAUCGAGCAAAAGGAAGUUACUGACGUUAAAUCAUCCCACAACUGCGAAUCCGGCGUUUCCGAUGAGCUGCUCAGCGACACUUUACAAGUACAAAAAUUAAACGAACGUAACAGUUGGCACAAGGCUAAAAAUCUUUCGACAGCCAACGAAGAAUUCAGCUGCUACAAUUCGCUCACAGCUGCGUACAAAAAACACGAGCAUUCGUUGAUAAGACAAUUAUUGAAGCGCGAAGGAUUAUCGGACAAUUGGACAGAGCCAAUAAUAUCGUUAGCUCACCAAAUAAUCGACCAAGUCAGACCGGACUUGCAUCACGAUGCCGAGGACAUGGACAUUCGACAAUACGUUCAAAUAAAGAAAUCACCGGGAGCGAGUAAAAACGAUUGUGAAAUCGUUUCUGGUGUUGUUUGCAGUAAAAACGUUGCUCAUCGUGGCAUGGACGCGAUGAUGGCUCAUCCCAAAAUUUUACUUCUGCAAUGUGGCCUUAUGUAUCAACGAGGAGAGGGCAAACUUCUGAGCCUCGAGCCUGUCAUGCUUGCGGAAAACGAACAUCUGGGAAACACCGUCGCGAGAAUAACCGCCCUGGGACCGGACGUCGUCCUCGUUCAUCGAUCGGUUUCUCGCCUAGCUCAAGAUCGGUUCCGAGAAUGCGGCGUUACACUCGUUCUCAAUGUAAAACUGAGCGUUCUCGAGAGAGUCGCUCGAUGCACCGGAGGCACGAUCGUCAACACCGUUGACGGUCAUCUCACGACGCGUUACAAACUUGGCACUUGCAAGAAAUUUUAUCUCCGCAAUUUUCCUACCGAGACGAAUCGACCAAAGACGCUCAUGUAUUUCGAGGGCUGUCCCAACGCCCACUUGGGAGCGACGAUUCUUUUACGAGGUGGUUCCCAAGCCGAGUUGAAAAGAGUCAAAAACGUAACUUCGACUAUGAUAUUCGCUGCGUACUCGUGGCGUUUGGAAAAAUCUUUUCUGAUGGAUGAAUUCGCCAGGCCUCCUUUGCAAUCCGACGAUUCGUUUCUGGACGAGAGUGCCAGCGGCAGGGCUCCUCAGGCCGCUACAAUCGAUGAGGAGGCGAAAAAUUUGCCUGGAAAAUCGCGCGGAAUCGAAGAGCCCCGAAGUAUAUUCGACGAUUCUCCGCCAGGAAAGGUUUCGGAGACGAAUAUCGUGGUGAAAAAGUCGAUGAGCGUGGUCCGAGGUGACGAGAAUGGAUCGGGGGACUGUUCGAUGACAGUUGAGACGUUCAAAAGAGUGUCGGGGAUCUUGGACGAGGACAGCGACCCUUACGACACUUUGAAGUUGUUCAAAGCGCGGCCAAAGUCGACUUUGGAGGAGACGAACGAUCGGGAAAGUAGCAAGAACUCGGAGAGCUCUUCGGGCUCGGGCUGCGAAUCGGAAAAGCCUCAAAAUCCUGAGCUGAAACGUUCAGUAUCCGAGAAUUCGGAAGCAAAGUGGAAGAGCGUUGAAAAAAUGGUUUCCGAGGAGAAGCGUGCGCACGGGGAGUCCGUGAGCGACCUGAGCGACCCUCUGCACCAGUAUCUUCGGGAGGAAACCGACGAGGAUCGAAUGGAAAAGAUUCUCAACGAAUUCAGUGAUGCCGAGAGUGCGGAGGGCCAGGAUAAAAACUCUUCGGCGAUUUUGAGCGUCGCGGAAAUGCCCUUGUCAAACAAAUUCAAAAAAGCCCUGGACGACGCGAUCCUGAGUUACUCGCCGUACUUGAAGUUCACGAUUCCUUACCUGGAGACGUUGCCCGGUAGGAAUUGCGCGCUGCGUCAAUAUUUCCCCAACGAAAUUUACUUUUCCUCGCACUUUUUGGACAAACCCGAAGGCUCCAGAGGCCUCGCAUCGUCCUCGGAGUCCUCCCGUGCCCCGGCGGAGCGAGAACUCAGACUAAAGCCAGAGCACCCAUUCGUCAAAGCGAAAUUGACUUCCCCCAUCGAGAACCGCUCGGUGCAGUCUCUGCUCGCGAACUUCCGCGCUUGCGGCAGUCGUCUCUAUCCCCAGGAGUCCGUGAUUCGCGAGCCCGUCGAUACGGAGCCGAAAGAAGCGUCCGCGAGCGUCCAGAAGCCUCGAAAAACGAGCUCGGACUGCCUGGAGCCCGAGAAUCACCAGCGGCUCUCGGUUUUCUUCUGCAGUUUUUCCCACGCUCGUACCGACGCUCCGGUCUUCUGCGUCAACCCCUGGGUCGUCAACAUGGACCUCUACGGACGAAACGACAUCGCCCUCGGGGCUUUUCUCGAGCGCUAUUGUCUCACGAACCAAUACAAGUGCCCGGCUCAGUCCUGCAGAGCGGAGAUCGCCCAGCACGCUCGGCGCUUCGCCCACGAGGACGCCUGUCUCCACAUCACCCUCAACGCCCUCACGACUCAGCCCUUCCGCCAGGAAAACUCGGAGGAUAUUUUUAUGUGGAGCAAAUGCAAUCGCUGCCAGAGCGUCUCCCCCGUCGUCCCGAUGUCCUCGGACACGUGGUCCCUCUCCUUCGCCAAGUACCUCGAGCUCCGUUUCCACGCGGGUAUUUACACUAAACGCGGCAACGAGUGUCGCCACUCCCUCCAUCACGAGCACUCCCAAUACUUCACGAAGAAAAGCAUGCUCGCGGUCUUCCGCUACGCCAAAAUCAGCCAGUGGGAAAUCUCCCUCCCCCCGGCAGUCGUCCGCGGCCGCUACGACGCGAAGCAGCACGCCAACGUCAUCGAGGAAGUCAAGAGUCUCGCCCUCAAGGGCGACGAAGUAUUUUCAUCGAUCAGAGACAAGCUGAACAGCGUUCAACCCGAGCCGGAGGGUCUCAACUCCACGAAACAACAACUCGCCAAGGAGCAGCAGUAUCUGAAAAACAAAAUCGAAGAAAUUCAGUUGAAAAUCACCUCGCCGACUCUCGAGAACAAAAAAUUCGCUGGGAAAAACGCCGAGAAACAAGUCCAGUUUCUCAUGUUCCGCAUCGAGGACGGAAUCGUCAUUUCGAAGAGGCUCAUCUGCGAAGCCGUCAACACCUGGAACUCGAGGAUCCAGGAGAUGAUGACGAGCAGCAUCGCUUCCGGGGCAACUGCAGCUCUCAAGAAGAGGGAGGAAAGGACGAAACGCUUCGCCGAGAGGAGCGUCACCUCCGGAGGCUCCAACAACGCCAUCUUCGACGCCGAUGGCUACAUCACCGAGGACACUGCUUCCGAGUCCCAGCUGGAGGACCUCAGCCCCAUUUCCGCCGACUACAACGCCGUCGACGCCGUCCAGGCUCACACCGACCUCGUCACCUGCUGCGACAACCUCGACAGCUCCGACAACGAACUCAACGAAGCUAACCACAACCCCAACCCCGACGACAUCCUCGUCGUGCAAGAAUCCCCACCCAAAUUUCACCACCAACGAUCUCACUCGGACGUUUUCCCACUCACCGCUGAGGACGUUGCACCCGAUAGGAAAAAAAAGAAAAAAACCAUCCUCGAACAACUUUUACCUUCAGCCGGAAACGCUCAUUCCAUCGCCAACCCCCUGCCGCCCUCGGAACAUCACUCCCUCCCUCUUGGAUCCGUCGUUCCAAUGGUAGUCUACGAGUCCGAGCCUUCCUCGAUAAUCGCUUACGCAUUGGAUUCGCACGAUUACAAGCACGCGCUCGCCGAAAUAGUGCCGUCGAGCCGAGGCGUUCCGGAAGUCAAUUCGAGUCCGUUGAACCGUAGAAAAUUGCCUGAAAAUCGUGAGAACUUCGGGCCGGAUCCACCGACCCAAGCGACCUCGCAGCAGCAGCCGAUCCCGGGCUCGGGAGACUUCAAGAGGCCUUUGGUGCUCUCAUUUCUUCGAGGAAAUUCUCCGAGUCCGGCGAGCCCCCUGGAAGCGACUGAGAAAAGCAUCGUAUCCGGCGAAUCCAGCUCUGUCAACAACGCCCCUUCAGCCAACUCCGAAAUCGAAGAUCCCGACAAAAAAUCCAUCAUCAAACAACAAACUUACAUCGAAGUUCAAUUCCACGAUUCCACUACAAACUUUUACUGCAGAAUUUAUUUUGCUGCACAAUUCGCUGCCCUCAGGGAAAACGUCCUGCCCUGCGGCGAAGAAGGCUUCACCAGGAGCCUCUGCCGCAGCGUCCAAUGGGCUGCCAGGGGCGGAAAAAGUGGCAGCGCUUUCUGCAAAACUCGAGACGAUCGAUUCAUCCUGAAAGAACUGUCGCGAUUGGAGCUCCAAAUAUUUUUGGAUUUCGCACCAAAUUAUUUCGCUUACAUGGAAAAAUGUCAGCGUACAAAGCAGCCAACCCUCCUCGGCAAAAUCGUUGGUGUGUACCGAGUCUCCUUCAAAAAUAACACGACGAACGCUGCUCUGAGAACGAGCGUUUUGGUUAUGGAAAAUUUGUUCUACGGUCGUACGAUCACCGAUAAAUUUGACUUGAAAGGAUCCGUUCGAAAUCGCUUGGUCAACCCCGAGGAAGCUGAUUCGGAAGGAGAGCUCGUGCUCCUUGAUGAGAAUUUAUUGAACAUGAGCUGUGAUUCCCCGCUGUACAUAAAAUCACAUUCGAAAGCUGUUUUGAACAAAGCCAUCGAGCAGGACACGAAAUUCCUGGCUGACAAUUCCGUGAUGGAUUAUUCACUGCUGGUGGGUCUCGAGCCGAAUUCGAAUCAACUCGUGCUCGGUGUCAUCGAUUACAUACGAACUUUUACUUGGGACAAGAAGUUGGAAACGAUGGUUAAAAAGUCCGGAAUAUUGGGAGGCCAAGGAAAAUUACCGACGAUCGUCUCCCCGGAAGAAUAUCGAGCUCGUUUCAUAGCAGCGAUGGAUUUGUAUUUUCUGCCAGUGCCAGAUCGUUGGACUUGUUUGGGUCGAAGCGUCGAGUCGACUCUCUGAGUCAAUGGACACCGCGACUCCUCGAUGUUUCUUCUUCAAAUGUCAUUGUCAAAUGACAGGGGUCGAAUCGUUCAAACAAAUUGCAAUUUCCAAUCUGCACAUUCCCUUGCAUAACGAAGCACAAAUUAUUUCACCAUGAGAUUGCCAAUUCACUGAAACGAAACUUCGUUUGAAUUUUUUCAAGUUUUUCCACAGGCCUGCCAAUUUUUUCUUUCGACAUUCCUAAACUCCCAAAAAUUCAGAAUUUUUCAUAGUCUGAAAUCUGAUUUAUUUGAACAAAUAAAUCGCGAUGACUGACGAGGGAGGGAGCACUCGAAAGAAAAGUAUUGACAGCAGGAUGCAUCGAUUUCUCAUAGAGCAACGGUUUCUAUACGAAAGCAACAUUACCAAUUAUUUAUUUACAACAAUUUCUUUCAUAAUUAUGUACAUAUACAUUAUUUAUAUAGUCGUUACAUAAUAAUGAUAAUAAUAAUAUUGUGAUAAUAUUCGUAAAGAAAAACGUGUAUUUUCAAAAUAAUUUGUUAAAUUUUUCCAUUUUUUUUCGUACGAGACACCGAUUUUGAACGUUUGCUUGAGUUUGUACCCAGCAAACAAUCAGAAAGUUUUUUUUCAACGUUUAUUUUAAAAAAACAUUGAAUAUUUUCUGAAUUUUCAAACUUGAGUGAGAGUGUAGCAAAAUUUGUGUUGAAAAAAUCUAUUUUUCUAAUUUUUUCCCAUCCGGACCGUUCUACUGUAGAAACUUGAAAAUUUAUUUUCGUUCGAUGAUUUAAAUUUGACAUUUUCGAAAAUUGUGACACCAAAAAGACCAAAAAUUGAGACUGGAAACGGUUUUUUAGAGUGUUAACUCCACGACGAGGUCGAUGGUUUUCCCUUAGACAUGAAAACUUUCCAACGUGCGAUAAUGAAAAAACUAAAAUUUUUUCAAAAUAUUUUGCCUUGUCACAAUUUCGAGUUUGGGGGGGCAAAAAAAUUUGUUUUCAUAAGAAAAUCGA